Messenger RNA from Nilaparvata lugens (brown planthopper), 694 nucleotides. RefSeq lists its product as uncharacterized. The record is from RefSeq and is a predicted model, not a curated record. The coding region runs from base 53 to 694 and encodes 213 amino acids. Lineage: Eukaryota; Metazoa; Arthropoda; Insecta; Hemiptera; Delphacidae. The transcript has 2 exons.
UGGUGCCAGAAUUCGAGAGACAGAAAGAAAAUAUAACAUACCCCACGCAACCAUGAUGGAUAAAUUGAAAGAAAGGAGUUCAUUGGAUGCUAGAAAAGGGCCUCCAACGAUUUUAACACAAAAUGAGGAGGAGCUUCUAUGUUUAUGGCUGAAAGCAAUGGCUAAAAAAGGGAUUCCAGUUGAGCCACGGCAGCUUCUUGAUGCUGUAGAGGAGAUCAUGAAGAAAGAUGGUAGACAAAACCCAUUCAAUGAAGGAAGGCCUGGGAGAAAAUGGAUUGAUCUCUUCUUCAAACGACAUCCAGAUAUUUCACUUCGAAAGCCUGAAGCUCUUGGAAUUGGACGAUCAUUGGUUACAGAGAAAUCCAUUAGGAAAUGGCAUGAUGACUUGAAGCAGUACAUCAUUGAGAUAACAGGGAAUACUGAUUUGCUUGACGACCCCAAGAGAAUCUUAAAUGGGGAUGAAUCAGGGUUUCAAACAAACCCUGUAACAUCUCUAGUGAUAGGGCCUAAAGGGUUUAAAGACUUAUACGAAGUGCGAGGCAGUAACAAAGAGUGUAUAACUGUUAUGGUUACAUUUAAUGCAGCUGGAGACAUGGCACCUCCUUGCAUUGUUCUCCCAUAUGAAAGAAUACCAGCUGAUAUAAGUCAUAAUGUCAAUCCUAACUGGUCAUUAGGGAAAUCCAAAACUGGGUGA